Molecule: messenger RNA, 1901 nt
Organism: Drosophila willistoni
Lineage: Eukaryota; Metazoa; Arthropoda; Insecta; Diptera; Drosophilidae
Gene: Ir7c
Exons: 2
Coding region: 38-1897 (619 amino acids)
Source: RefSeq, a predicted model, not a curated record
ACAAAAAUGUCCAGGUCAACUGUCAGUCAUCUGCCCGAUGUGGCCUCAAACGGUGGCACACAAUAUAAGCCUGAUCUCGGCUCUGGUCUGGGCCAUUAAUGGCCAUUUUGGACGCUCUUCGAGUUUGCCAUUGACCCUGGCCCAGUUCUCUAGCCGGCAGGCGAAUCGUAACUAUCACAAUGAUCUUAUCGAUGCAACUCUCAGUCAGGCAUCAAGUGAGGGUAAAAUCAAAUUUCUACUUGACAAUUUGAGUAAUUUGGAGGCGGACACAGAUAUGGAUACGGAUGCAGAAACGGCUUCAUCACUCAGUGGCAUUGGUGGUCUGGAGACGGCCAUUUGGUUUAUAGACAGUUUGCAUUCGUAUUACCAUUUAGAGCGUAAUCUACUCGAGGCGAGCAGUUCGUAUAAACGUAAUGGCUAUUUCAUAAUAGUCUAUACGGGCGGAGAAAGUGGACGUUUGGUCACCAUAAGAGAGAUAUUCAAACGUCUAUUUUUCAUAUAUGUGCUCAAUGUUAGUGUAUUCCUUUUGUCCCGGCAAGGAUAUGUGGAAAUGUAUACAUAUUUCCCUUACGGACCGGAAGUUUGCUGCUCCGCGUUGCCGGUGCACUAUGCCACAUUUCCCCCUACCACGAUGGACACUAUCCUCUUUCCGAAUAAAUUGAGAAAUCUCUAUGGAUGUGAGCUAAUUGCAGUUACCUUUGAGAAUCGACCGUUUGUGUUUAUAGACUCCGAUCAAAAACUCCAAGGCAUUGAGGGCAUGCUCUUUAACACCUUGGCCGAUCACAUGAAUUUCACCAUCAAAAUAAUAGUGGAAAUGCAAAAGGAACGUGGCAUUGUGCUACCCAAUGGCACAGCAACUGGUGCCCUCAAAUUGAUCUUGGAUGGUGAUGCCAAUGUAACCUUUGGCGCCUACAUGUACAACAACCAGCGAGCAAGUUUAAUGUUGCCCAGCCUUUCGUAUACCAGUUUCCCGAUUGUCCUUGGCAUUCCGGGUGGUGCACAGAUAUCACCAAUGCAGCGUUUCAUUAAACCAUUCCGUUAUAUCAUCUGGUCAUGUCUGUUAAUCUGCCUUCUGGUGGCCUUUAGUACAAUUGCUGUGAUCCAAGGAUUCUGUAGGACAGGACUGCGUCAUCUGCUUAUCGGUGCAGGGAAUCGUUUACCAUGCCUGGGUCUUUGGAAUACUCUGCUUGGUGGAUUAACCAUGUAUCCGCCACGUGGAACAUUUGCCCGCUGUCUGCUUGGGCUUUGGCUAGUUCAUGUUUUAAUACUACGUGCCGCCUACACGGGUCAAUUGUAUAUGCUCCUGCAGGAUGCUCAAAUGCGGACACCAUUACGCACUUUGUCCGAAGUGCUGGAAAAGGGUUAUACAUUUUAUAUGUUGCCCGCCCUAUCGACCACGUUCAACAAUUUAGUUCCCAGGCAUCGCAUCGAAGUUGUUUUGAGUGUUGAGAAAGCAUUGAUCCGUUUACGAGACGAGGAUGAUCCUUGGAUUGCUGUGCCACUAUUUCUACCGACAGCCAAUCAAUUCGAUCAACGUUCUGGCCCAACAAAGCCACAUUUGCAACUGCUACCGGAGGCCCUAAUGACUGCUCCGCUAACCUUUUACAUGCGUCCACAUUCGUAUUUGAAACGUCGCUGGGAUCGCCUCCUACUUGGCCUAAUGUCGGGUGGCAUUGUUCGACGUUUUCGUCGCAUUAAUUUGGAAAAAAUAGAACACCUCAAAAAACGUCAGAACAUGGAUCCAGGUCCACUCAGUAUAUGGCUAUUGAGUGGAGUGUUUGGCUUCUUCUGGGCCAUGCUUCUACUCUCUCUGGCAGUCUUUCUAAUGGAAUUGGCAUCGCUGAGAUGUCCUCGUCUGCGAAGGAUUAUGAAUGCUGCAAAUCGUUAUAUAGCUUAAAGAA